CCAGCUAUCGCCAAACCUGUUGAUCGGCUUACCUGUUUGGCUUGCCAACAUGACACAAAUACCUCCCUGCUGUCAUAUCUGUGGCGUCGGUUCAUAUUACUUGACAUGGACUGUCCUGUUACAUGGAAGCCUUUGCUGCCGUUCUUUCCAUAUAAGACCAAGCGCCUUCCAUCCUCACACCCUACGCAGCCCUUCCUGUUGUUCACCCACCGUCCUUGCCCUGUGGAUAUGUGAUGUCCCAUACAAUGGCUGCAAAUCUUCCCAUCGAACUUAUCCAUUGCGUCCUUGAACAUGUCGACUUAGAGACUUACGUCGCUGCACGGUCGUCAUGUCGCCCCUGGCGGAGUGCAGCAUCGAUCUCCUCCAUACUUCGAAGAGCUCUGAAAGAAGCUCCCUUAUCAAUACCUCCACGAGUAGAGCUCCUCACCAAUGAGGAAUGGAAUGUCUACUUCUAUCAAAUUACUCAUUUGAACCUCCUGGGCCACCGGACACAAGUCGAGAAAUCGGAGCUUCGACGUGUGUUGCCUGACGACUGCUCCCCUACUAGUGUGCUAGCAUCCUCCCAUGACGGCCAAACGCUGGUGACCCUAAAAGGGACACGAGCAACGAUGUACAGUCAUCCGGACAAGCGCAGCCCAUGGGAGUUCUCCUUGGCUUCAUCACUCUACCCGCUCUGGACUUCCGUAUGCCGCGCCAUGAUGGAGGGAGGCAGUUCAGGAAGCAUGGUUCUCGACCAGCGGUACGCAAAACAUCGUAUCGCCAUCUCUUCCCAAGGCCACCUUCUCGCCGUUGCUCUGGGCACGACGAUUCAAAUCUACAACCUCGGGGACGAAGACGGCAUCGCUUCCCCAGCCGAAUACGUGCUCGGCGAAAACAGCGGCAUAUUCAGCAGCCCUCCCAUCGCCGGCUACGAAGAAACCAAUGGAGUCGUCGAGUCUCUCGAAUUCAGCAACGACGACACCCUCCUCCGCGUCGUCAUCGGCAAGGAAACCACCACCUUCCAACCAAGCCGCGUCCGCUACCUGGGCAACCCGUGCAACACCCCCCAGCACCACCCCAACAUCCAAUACUGGCGUGACAAUCUCAACCAUAUCUUCCUCGACUCGGUCUCCAUGGCCGUCAGCCUCGGUGCAGGGGAAGGAAAAGUGAUCCUGCGCGGCCUCCGCCUCCUCUCCCCAUCCUACUACGACCCCAAACUCCAAGACCUCCCCGUCGACCCAUCCUCCACCUCGCACUACUUCACCGCACUCCUCCACUCCGAACACACAAACAGCUACUGCAUCGGCCUGGUCACGACCUCUCCAUCCUCCCCACAGACCAUCACCAUUACCCGCCUCCUCCCCUCCCGUCAGCACCACUCCAUCCCCACGCACGAAUCCUCCUCCCCCUCCACCCCCGCCAACCCAGUCACCAUCUCCAAAGACCCCCAAUCCAUCUCCGCCUCCCUCCAAAGCGCCUCCCACAGAUGGAACCCCACCAACCUCCCUGCCGCAUCCACCACAAACCCCCUCCUCGCUCUCUCCGACGACGCUAAUCUCCUCGUCGUCUACGAACCCGCCGCCGGCCCCUGCUGCUUCGUCGACGGCGGCGCCCUCUACGUCUACUGCAUCAAGAACUGCAUCCCCGUGUAUACCUCCCAACCAUCCGCGGAGACCAACAACAUCACCAACAAUAACCCCCCACUCGACCUGCAGAGUCUCACCUCAUCGAAAGGGAAAUAUCCCCCGCUGGACGUGAUCCCCUCGUGGUCUUUCCUGCUGGAUGUCUCCAACGUCGAUGUGGAUGACCUGCAAAUCACCAGGGCUGAUGAUGGUGGAUCCGGGUACGUGGUUAGUGCGGCCGCGGGGAAGGAUAUCAUCGAGUGGAGGAUUCGUUGAUAACAUAACGGGAUGAUUCUCUUUCACCUUUUCAUUUUCUUCCUCCUCCUCUUCUUUCUUCUUCUUCUUUCUCCUUCACCCUCAGAAGACUAUCUUUUUUUUAUAUUUCUAUCUCCAUUGGCGUGGCGUGGUUAUCAUUUUGCUUGUUUGGGUAGGGUAGAGUAUAAAAGAAACCAUAGAUUGGACUUCAUUGUUAUGUUAUGUUAUGUUCAGUAGCAUUGAUCAAAAAAGUCAUUCUGGCUGGCUGGCUGGUUGGUUGUUAUAGAGCUUAUCAUCAUGAAUAUCAUCAUCAUCAUCAUAAUGAUUGUUUUACAAUUUCGGGACACUAUUACCAAUAAAACAUUUACAACAUACCAAAACAACA
This is a messenger RNA of Aspergillus heteromorphus CBS 117.55, 2241 nucleotides long. RefSeq names its product F-box protein. NCBI's taxonomy places the organism in Eukaryota, Fungi, Ascomycota, Eurotiomycetes, Eurotiales, Aspergillaceae. The record is from RefSeq and is a predicted model, not a curated record. Gene Ontology annotation, molecular function: protein binding. The transcript has a single exon. The coding region runs from base 234 to 1877 and encodes 547 amino acids.